Molecule: messenger RNA, 921 nt
Organism: Lodderomyces orthopsilosis Co 90-125
Lineage: Eukaryota; Fungi; Ascomycota; Pichiomycetes; Serinales; Debaryomycetaceae
Gene: SEC14
Product: phosphatidylinositol/phosphatidylcholine transfer protein
Exons: 1
Coding region: 1-921 (306 amino acids)
Source: RefSeq, a predicted model, not a curated record
AUGACUACUGAAACCAUGCCAUCCAUUUCUGAAGAAGAGAUCUUAGCAUCAUACCCACAAAUCAGUCAACCAACCCAAUUGACUGGAUUCACAUCCAACUUAACAGAAGAACAGAAAAGUAUCACUAUUGAAUUACGUAAACAAUUGGUUGCAUUAGGCUACAAGGAUAGGUUGGAUGAUGCAUCUCUUUUGAGAUUCUUGAGAGCUAGGAAGUUUGACUUAAACUUGGCCAAACAAAUGUUUAUUGAUUGUGAAAAGUGGAGACAAAGUUUUGGUACAAACACCAUUUUGAAGGAUUUCCAUUAUGAAGAAAAGCCAAUUGUUGCCAAAAUGUAUCCAACUUAUUAUCACAAGACUGACAAAGAUGGACGUCCGGUCUAUUACGAGGAAUUGGGUAAAGUUGAUUUACACAAGAUGUUGAAAGUCACAACCCAAGAAAGAAUGCUUAAAAACUUGGUUUGGGAAUAUGAAAACAUGGUUCAAUACCGUUUACCUGCUUGUUCAAGAAAAGCUGGCUAUUUAGUUGAAACUUCAUGUACUGUAUUGGACUUGUAUGGAAUCUCCAUAUCAUCUGCAUAUAAUGUCAUUGGUUACGUUAGAGAAGCUUCCAAAAUUGGUCAGGAUUAUUACCCAGAAAGAAUGGGUAAAUUUUACUUAAUCAAUGCUCCAUUUGGUUUUGCAACUGCUUUCAAAUUAUUCAAACCAUUCUUGGAUCCAGUUACUGUGUCCAAAAUUCAUAUCUUGGGUUACUCAUAUCAAAAGGAAUUGUUGAAACAAAUUCCACCUCAAAACUUGCCCAAGAAAUUUGGUGGUGCUGAUGACAUUAGCGAUGAUGACUUACUUUUGAAAGACGUUGGCCCUUGGAGAGAUCCACAAUUUAUUGGUCCUGAAGGCGAAGCUCCAAGAGCUUACGAUAUAUAA